Molecule: messenger RNA, 1293 nt
Organism: Iphiclides podalirius (scarce swallowtail)
Lineage: Eukaryota; Metazoa; Arthropoda; Insecta; Lepidoptera; Papilionidae
Source: the annotation of a GenBank genome assembly
AUGGAGUUGGUAAUACUGAAGGCAAGAGCCCAGCUGAAUCGUCUCGUGUCGGCGGGUGAGGGGCGAGGGAGGGCGCGCGGAGUCCGUGGGGGGGGCGGCGGGGGCGCGCGGGCGGGGCGCGAGCGCAGCAUGGCCGCCGCGCCCGCGCCGGCUUCCGCCGCGCCCUGGCUCAACGCCACGCUGGCCUACAACGCGAGCCGCCCCAACGCCACCUUCGACAGCGACUACGAGCUGCUUAACGCGAGCUCCGGCGACGAGCACGACAACCACUGGUUCUGCGCCAAGUGGUCCAGCGCACAGCAGGACCUCUUCCAGGCGGCGAACUUGUGCUUCGCGCUUGCGUUCCUCGCGCCGAAAAGCUUCAAGCAGAGCAUCUUGGUGCUGCGGGCGUUGGCGGCGGCGGGUGCGGUGCUCAUGGGAAUGUGGGCGGGCGCGGAAGUGUGUGCUCCCGACGUUCUCGCCUGGAGCCUAGCACUGCUGCUCGUCAACUCUAUUCACACGGUCUUCUUAAUUAUAAGAUUUCUUCCACCGGCGUUGUCGUUAGAGUUAACAGAUUUGUACCUAAAACUAUUCAAGCCUUUGAAAGUGAAUAAGAAACACUUCCAAGAGCUGACGCGGGAGGCUCGGAUAGUUCGCUUGGAGCCAGGCGAGGCGUAUGCACUCGAAGAGGUCACGCCAGCCGACGAGAGGCUGUCUAUACUUUUAAAGGGAAAAAUGCGGGUAAGCUGUGACGAAACACAUCUUCAUUUUAUUCAACCAUAUCAAUUUGUUGAUUCGCCGGAGUGGGAAGCCAACCGUGAGCAAUCUGAUGAUGUCUUCCAGGUAACGGUGGUAGCGGAGGAAGUUUGUACGUGCGUUUGUUGGCCCCGUAUGAGGCUGGAGCGUGUACUUCGGCAUCGGCCAGCGCUCAAAGUUGUACUUGACUGCCUCAUAGGUAAAGACAUAACACACAAGCUGUACUCGGUAAGCGAAGGGUUAGGCAUAGCGGGCGUGGGUGAAAAUGAAGGUGCACCUUCACACCUCACGCGGUCAGCAAGUGUCGACGCCGUGCACGAAGGGGCCCGUGGGCGUCUUAGAAGCCUCGCAUGGCGAGCCAGGACUGCGGCACCUAAAGGUACGUCGUACUGGCAACCGGUGGUCGCGCGUCAGUUCCUGCGCCAGUCGCCAUUUGGGCGAGCCGUGCUCCCGCCGAGGCUAUUGGCGCAAGCGUCGUCUGCCAGUCUGCAGCCGCCGUCGAACCGGCGUCGGGAGGUUAAGUUCGCGGAGACCCCGAUCACCGCGGAGCCGGCCGUG